Molecule: messenger RNA, 1569 nt
Organism: Vitis vinifera (wine grape)
Lineage: Eukaryota; Viridiplantae; Streptophyta; Magnoliopsida; Vitales; Vitaceae
Exons: 9
Coding region: 198-923 (241 amino acids)
Source: RefSeq, a predicted model, not a curated record
UUUGCAUGCGAGAGGUACAGGGUUCGAUCCCCUGCAUCUCCAAUCUUUUUUCUCUACGUUUCAUUUUUAGUUCCCAAACAACUCUCUCUCCCUUGCAAACUCGCCAUGAAAGCUUAGCAGCACAACUGCACAAGUAGUAAUAGUGUUACUUGUUUGCCGCCAAUAUUUUUCUAGGGUUUCCAAUUUGGGGUUGAAGAAUGGGUGUUCCUGUCUUCAAUCUUGCUCCUGAUUUAACGGUCUCAAGGCUCUGCCUAGGUUUUCUCAAUCAUCCCUCUUGUUUCAGUCUUUAUGGUACUGAAAAUGGCUUGAAUUUGAGCUUCAAAAACCCUUUUUCUUUGUUUUUGUUUUUUUGUUUCUCAGGAACCAUGACAUUCGGUGAGCAGAACUCACUGUCCCAGUCCUUCGGCCUUCUCAGCCUGGCCUUCCAUUCUGGAAUCAAUUUUUUCGACUCCGCUGAAAUUUAUCCGGUGCCUCAGCGUGCUGAGACUCAAGGGAAGAGUGAGGAGUACAUUGGCCGGUGGAUUAGGGAGACUAAGAUCCCCGUGAUCGCAUUAUCUUGGCGACAAAGUUUAAAGCGACUGCGAACUAAUUACAUUGAUCUUUAUCAAAUUCAUUGGCCUGAUCGGUAUGUUCCCAUGUUCGGAGAAACAGAGUAUGAUCCAACUCGGCAGUUCUCUUCAGUAUUUAUAGAGGAACAACUUGAUGCUCUAGGCAGAGCUGUUGAUGCUGGUAAGAUCAGGUGCAUUGGACUCAGUAAUGAAACACCAUAUGGUGUCAUGAAAUUCCUGCAGAUUGCUGAACACAUUCCUGGCCAUCCUAAGAUAAUAUCUGUGCAGAACUCAUAUAACUUGCUUUGCCGGAAUUUUGAUUCAGGAAUGGCUGAGUGCUGUGAUCAUGAGAGGUAUUCCAUGUGCUUGUAUUAAUAUAUUGAUUGUUAAGGAUCAGCCUAUUAGGCCUACAGCCCUCUAGCAAUGGGAAUACUUUCUGGGAAGUGCUUCUCACCUGAUGGUGGUCCAGAAGAUGCUAGGAUGAAUCUUUUUAAAGGAAUAUCUUCAUAUUGCAGAAGAGUAUAGUCUUCAUCCAGUGUCUCUUGCAAUUGCCUCUGUUCUAAGACACCCUCUAGUUGCCAGUGCUGUUUUUGGAGCCACCAGAUCAUGGCAGCUCCAAGAGGUUCUCAAUACAUGCAAUGUCAAGCUCACAUCCAAAGUAAUGGCAGAAAUUGACAAGGUCCACGCAAGGUUUCCAAAUCCUUGUCCUUGAUCAAUACAUUUAAUUCCCAAAUCCUUGUCACUGCCUUGUUCAUUACCUUCUAUAUUACUAAUAAAUGCGGAUCAGAUGGGAGAAGAUGUCAAUUUCUGAGAGGGGUAAUAUUCAAAACAUCAGAUUAUAGUUUUCUUGAAUGGGUCUUCUGUUUGAAACCGUGACCAAGUGAGAAAAGCAUACUCGAUCCUAGGGCAUGGAACCUUCAAUUGAAAAAGGUAAAAGUCAGGAGGGCCCUCACCCAUGUAUCUCAGUUUUGUGAUUAUUAUUGUUAUUAUUAAUGCAAAUGGACCCCUCAAAGUGGACAAA